Molecule: messenger RNA, 2324 nt
Organism: Lactuca virosa
Lineage: Eukaryota; Viridiplantae; Streptophyta; Magnoliopsida; Asterales; Asteraceae
Source: the annotation of a GenBank genome assembly
CGCCCAAUUUCAAAAACACCAUACUUCCACCCCAAGCCCUAAAUACUGAAAAAUUAAAAAAUGUCUCCGAGUAUCGCUGUUUUAUGUAAUCUUUGUCCCAAAAAAAUUCGUCUUGUAAUUUUGGUCCUUGUUUUAUUGGUGCUUAAGUAUGUUGAUCUUAACCCUUAAGCGUUAAAGACGUCGAUUUCUUGAUUGCCAGACACAUGUUCUGUUUUUUUUAUGAUCUUGGAUGCAAUUCUCUCACAGGGAAUCUAAAAAUAUCAUGAAAAAUUAAGACAAAACCUACAGUGAUCAAUUUGAUAAAACAGAAAAAAACUCAUAGUGAUCUUCAUGGCGUCCAAGAGCUCUAUUGUUCCUGACAUUGUAUGGAAUUGGGUCAUUGAAACCCUAGCAACUUAUGAACAAACAGAUGCGUCUACUUUAAUAGGUCUAGUGAGAAUGGCUCCAGCAAUCUCAGGUGAUCUAGGAAAAGAUGCAAAAGAGGUCGUCUCUUUAAGAAUCUUGGAGAGCUUGUUUCCUCAAAGUGAUGAAGCUGUAGUUGAUGCUGAUGCAGGUCAAAAUGGUAAAAUCACUUUUGAUUCAUCAGAACGCUGUGAAGAUGUCCUUAACAAGAUAUUACGUGAGACACCUGAGCAUUCGGCUAGAUUUGAAAAAGAAAAAUGGGAUGUUCGUUCCUUUUUAACACAUAAAAGGUCAUCCUUGCCUAAAUGUGUCUUGAAAAAGUUGAAGGACAUGCUUCUUGAAAGUAGUCACCCACUUCUUGCAUCAUUGAAAGAAAAGAGUAAACUAGUAACUCCAAAUGCAUCUCAAAAUACAAGUCCAGUGAAUGAUGAGAAUCUUGAUGUCCAAGAUACAGUAGCUAAAGAUGAUACAACCAUUUUGAACCUAAGAAAAGAUAAAGGAAAGUUUCAAGAAAAGGAGUUGCAAGAAGCUGAUCGAGUAAGUAAUGUUCAGCAUGAUCAACAGCAGCUUCAUUUUAAUGAUGAAAAAUUGCCCCAAGACACACAUGAGAAAAGGGUAUCUGUUGAUAACAUGGAGAAUCUAGAGUCUGUUGUUAAAUUAAAAGACAACAAAAAUGUUGAACCAAAUGCAUUGGAUGAAGAUGAACAUUUAAGCAAAGAUGAAAACUCCAUGGAACAAGAUGGUGAUCAAACAGAUUCCUUGAUGAAUCUUUGUGUGAAGUGUAAUGAAGGUGGUGAGUUGUUAGUUUGUAGUUCUGAGUCCUGCCCAUUACAGGUUCAUGAGAGUUGUUUAGGAUUUGCCAUCACAUUUGAUGAAAAUUUCAACUUUUUCUGCCCAUUUUGCACGUAUUCUCGUGCAAUUUCAGAGUAUCAGGAAGCUAAAAGAAAGGCUUCACAAGCUAGAAAUGAUCUACAAGCUUUUUCUAGCUUCACAGUCAAAAAGGGUAGUAGACCUAUUGAAUCCUUUAAGAAACCAAGUGAAUUUGAGAAAGAUGAAAAUAGAAAACUAACAGGAGCAUUUGGUGAAACAAGUGAAGGAAAUGUAGCCAAUCAAAAUAUGACAGAAGGUGAAGGGCAAAAGAAAGUCAAAGUCAAUGGCAAUGUCAAUGAGAGUGACAUUGUUAGUAGACAUGUUGAUAAACAUAUACCACAACCAAGUACACCAAAACGGAAAUUUAAGGAAAAAGAAAGUCAAAUGGAAAUUAUUGAGUCUAGUUCCUCAAGAGAACUCCGCAAGAGGAAAGCACAAUACACCCCUCCAGUAGUUGUUCCUUUGUUGAGACGAAAAACAAUCCCAUGGACAAAAUCAGAGGAAGAAACACUCAAGGAAGGUGUUGAGAGAUAUUCAAGUGUCAAUGAUAGAAAAAUUCCAUGGAAGGAGAUUUUGGAUUUUGGACACAAUGUGUUCCACAAAGGACGUACCACUAUAGACCUAAAAGAUAAAUGGAGAAACAUAGGCAAGGGAACAAAAUGAAAAAGGUCCUUGCAACUUUUAUUGUACGAUAACAAAAACAGAAGAUACAUGUGUUAUAUGAAGAUAUGUCACAUGUAUAUAGAAGGCCAAAUCCCAAAAGGGCAAAAGGUUUCUACAGAUGGAAAACAAAUGAAGCAGCUUGUGGGUUGAAAUAGAUUGGAAAUGGUGUCGGUUUUGUCUUAGGACAUGAGGAUUCUUUGAUUUUUGAAGAGGUGGCAUCCCACAUCUAACUUUAGGGUUGAUAAUUUGUAGGGACAACGAAUUUGUUUCAUGUCCACAUUUAGUUAUUAUUUUUUUUACAGUCUUACCAUUGAAUUAAGUUUGUUUACUUUGUUCACAAAUACCAUUAUGACCGGCUAUUGUAGGUUUUGUUGAACACAUUUAGUUGC